Anthostomella pinea is the source of this 759-nucleotide messenger RNA. The record is from the annotation of a GenBank genome assembly. Lineage: Eukaryota; Fungi; Ascomycota; Sordariomycetes; Xylariales; Xylariaceae.
AUGUCCUCCCCUCCUUGGGACUACAUUGCGAAGCUGGUCUGCAUAGGCGACUCGGGAUGCGGUAAAUCCUCGCUCACGAUCCGGCUCUGCGAGGGGCGGUUCAGUCCGCAGCACGAUGUAACCAUCGGCGUCGAGUUUGGGAGCCGAAUCGUGCCCGUCGGCCCACCACAUUCGAAAUCCCUCUCCACAGCGACAGCGACAACGACGACGAGAGACACAACAACAUCAGAAGCCGCCCAGCAGCAGCAGCAGCAGAAACACAUGAAGCUCAGCCUCUGGGACACGGCGGGCCAGGAGACGUACAAGUCAGUGACGCGGUCCUACUUCCGGGGCGCGUCGGGCGCCCUCCUCGUCUUCGACAUCACGCGCAAGGCGACCUUCCAGCACGUGACGGACUGGCUGAACGACCUGCGCGCCAUCGCCGAGCCCGACAUCGUCGUCAUCCUGGUCGGCAACAAGCUGGACCAGUGCAGCACCCAGGACGGCGAGCAGAACCGCCGCGAGGUCACCACCGCCGAGGCCGAGGAGUGGGCCCGCCGCAACGGCGUCCUGCAGUACGUCGAGACGAGCGCCAAGAGCGGCGAGAACGUCGAGGCCGCCUUCAUGGGCGUCGCCGGCCGCAUCUUCGACAACAUCAACGCCGGUAAGUACGACCUCAACGACCGCCGGUCCGGCGUCAAGGGCCCCGGCCCCGGCGGCGCCAGGCAGGUCAGGCUGGCCGGGGACGCCGCCAAGGGGUCCUUCGGAGGUUGCUGUUAA